CGUCAUAAAACAAAUUGAACAAAAAUGUACUAAAAUUAUAAGACAAAUUAAGUUGAAUAUUAUGAAUAUUACGUUACAUUAAAACUGAUGUAGCAUUUAAACUGUUAUAAUUUAAUUCUAAUAAAUCAGUAAGACUUCGUAUAAUUAUAAUUAAAAAAACCGGGAUUAGGAAAACAUAACCACAUUUACUGUUUACUAAAUAAAAAACAUUUUUUCUGUAGUUUCUGCUUUCCACAAGUCCACAAAAUAACUUAUUUCUUAAUAAACAAAAUAUUAUACGUAUACGGUAUUAUGGAUGGAUCUCUUAUGUAAUACAGACCGUAUGCAAAUGGACUGUAUAUUACAAUAGCCAAUAAAUCAAUUAUAUCUUGAAGUAGGUGCUUAUCAGCUCAUAUUUUAUUCACAUUUUACUUUACCAGUAUUAAAAGAUGACAUCAACAACUGUAACUAAACGGCACAGAGAAAAAAACAGUGCAAAAGCUACCUCACAAGAAAAUUGGAAAGGAAAAGCCAAAGAUGAAAUUACAGAUAAGAAAGACAAAGAAAGCCAGCCAAAAGAUUUUAAAUAUGGACCUUUACCUAGAUUCCCUUCACAAAGGGUGUGGAGCAGAGGUGUGAUGAUUAUAGGUGUUCUUGUUUAUCUUUGGUAUUUCUCAAAAAGUACCAAUGAAACAGUUCUAGCAAAACAAAAUACUGUCUACAAUAGACGAUCCCAAGUCGUGGAGUGUGGCCCUGAAUUUGUAGAAGAUAUAAAACAGUAUAAAUCCUGUAUUCCAGAAAAGUGUGGAAGGUUUGUGAGUGACAAAAUCGUUACUGACCAGGAGGCAGACAUUUUAUUGAGAUUAGCUGUUAGAAUAAUGGCACAAGGUGGAUCUUCAGGUGGAGCAUCCAUAAUUGAUUUACACACAGGAGCCCUAUCCUACAAAGAUAGGUUUAUAAAUAUCUAUGAACAGAGUGGCAGCAAAAAUAUUUUGACAGAAUCUGAAAGGACAAUUUACCAUUUAGUAAGAAGCAAAAUUCAAGAAGCCAUUGCUCAGAAUUUUGGUAUUCAAGCCGAUAGUUUAUAUUUAACCUAUCCGACAUUUUUCUCUAGACUUACCAAUGUUGACCCAAAAACUAGACAUGACGAGUACUGGCAUGAACAUAUUGACAAGCGGACUUACGAAUCAUUCCAUUAUACAUCACUACUCUACUUAAACGAUUAUGGAAAAGACUUCAAAGGAGGCAGAUUUAUUUUCCAGGAUAACAUUGCAAAACCUACCAAAAACGUAACGGUUGAACCGCGUAAGGGUAGGGUGUCUAUGUUUACUUCGGGUUCAGAAAACCCUCACUUUGUCGAGAGAGUAGAAGAAGGUAUGCGAUUUGCAAUCACUGUUUCGUUUACCUGCGAUAAGACAAAGGCUAUUUCUGAUCCAGGCGUUUAACGGAAGAAGAUUCAGUAUGUAACAUAAAACUUCACAACAAAACACAAAUUGUACAAAUUAUAUAUAGGUAUAUGAUAACAUAAUCUAACUAGUCUCUCUCUCUCUCUCUUUCUCUCUUUCAAUUUGUACACACAUUGUACAAAUUAUAUAUAGGUAAAUGAUAAUAUAAUCUAACUACUAUAUCCCCCCCUCUCUCUCUCUCUACCUCUUUUUCUCUCCCCCGCCUCUCUCUCUCUCCUUCUCUCUCUCCUCUCCUUCCUCUCACUCCUAUGGCGCUACAGCCUAAGUCAGGCUCUGGCCUCCCUCAGCAUCCGCCUCUCACCAUCCCUCUCCUUGGCUGUUCUCUUCCAGUUAUCCACACUCAAUAUCUCUUUAGCAUCGGAUAUCAUUUCAUCAUAAUAACCAUAACCACAGUUUCACUGAGCGUUCUACUGGGUGUUCUGUUAUUUUUCAUUCUUAUUAGAUGGCCUAGAUCAGACUAGAUUAGUUCAAUAUUUGUAUUUUUGACCUUAUUCUCUCUCUACCAUUGUCGCAUUUUUCAAUAUCUUUCUGUCAAAAGUAAUAAUACGGUUUUUAUAUUUUCUGUCAUGAUCCAUGUUUCUGUGCCAUAUGUUGCUAUUGGUCGUAUGAUGCUUUUACAUAUUUUAAACUUUACUUCUCCGUGGGUGUUUUUGGAUCACAAACACCUGCGACAGAGCUGUAAUCUAAUUACAAAUCAAUAUAAUACUGCUGGUGAUCUAACUUCGUUAAUAUACCUUCAGUCCCCACCAGUACUAGGGCCGGAUCCAAGAAGUACGGUAUGAAUAGGUGUAAUUAAUUAGCCAGCAUUGUGAGUCAGGGGACUGCCGCCCCUCCUCCCGAACCCUCCACUUUCUGCCAAUAUAAUUCAUAAUUUUCUUGAAUAUAGUUAUAGUCCUUCAGUUCUUCUAAUAUACGUCAUUUUUAUGUUUGCGAGAUUAAAAUUGUUUCGAGACAUAUCGACUCCUUUGUAAAGUGUAUUAAUAGAUUGACAUGGCCUGUCAUGUAUCACCCAUUUUCUUAUGUUAGUUCGUGUAGAAGAUAUCGACUUCAGAGUACAUACAAUUUUUUAAUAAUUUGCUAUAUUCGUUUCUCUUUUUUUCCAAAAAAUUAUGGUUGCAUUAAUUAUCUUGACUAGCAGCAACAUUUAUUGAUUUAGGCCCGGUCUUUUCACCUCCGAAUAAAAAUUAUUCGGAGGUUUAUUUGACAGAUUUACAUAUAAUCUGCCGGAUAAUCUUCCUAAUAAAUAGUUAUUCGGGCCUUAAAGUAAAUGAUAAAUACCUACAUGAUUCAUUUAAAUAAUUAAUUCACUUUUAAAGUAUAUAAGCUCAUCUAAUAUUGUAUUUAAAGCACUGAAUAGUAUUAUACUGAUAGUAAUGAUAGUAAUAUUGGCUUGGCACAUGCUGCUGAGCCGCCAUUUCCCGAUUUGAGGGUAUCUGUAUAAAUGAAUCAACUCUUGUACAGAUCUGGGCCUCGAUUUUUGACCCUUCGCUUCGUUAUCGAACGUAUGCGCUACGUAUACUAAACAGAUACGAAGCGAAUACGUUCGAUAACGAAGCGAAAGGUCAAAAAUCGAGGCCCUGCUGGAUCUUGGCACAUUAUCAUCAUUUCCAUUACGGAAAUUAAAUCAAAACUGUAUAAACAUUUUAAAUUUCUUUGCAACAUGAAAAUGCAGCAGCUGCAUAAUACUCUGGUUAAAUCGGAGAGUGCAGGAAGAGUCUAUAUCGGUUUCGGAGAUCUUUUCCCCCUCAUCAGUAGUUCCAUAUCCUCUUCUCUCCGAUUUCCCCAGGUAUCAUAUUUUGGGCCUUUCCGAAUUGCAAAGAAAGAAAUGUCACGGAUGAACUAGAGCCAUCUACCGAAAAACAAAGUAAGUUAUCAAUCGAAGUAGCACAGAAAACGACAAUAAAUAUCGUUCCCAUACCACCAGAUUGACAACAGGUGUAAUACUUUCUUUGGUUACACCUCCUGAGAUUUUCAAAAUUUAUAAAUCAUACAGGAUGCCGAGGAAAUUAAGAUGAGAGAAUUUUAAAUAAUUCACAACUCAUCUGUUCAGCGUGGUAAAAGUUCCAAGAAGAAAGAUUCCUUAAUACUCUUACAAAAGAGUAAAUGAAGAGUUUGCUGUGUACUUCGAUUGAUAACUUACUUUGUAAAUCAAAACUGUUUGGCUACAGGGUUGCGAUAAAAAAUCGAUUUAAAACUAUUUUAACCCGCCAUUACACGCGCUAUGAGGGAAUCCCUCACCAUAUUUGUUUAUAAGCAAUGAAAUUGUGUAAACUAAUACGAUAACCUUAAGCACCCAGGAAUGCCUUUAGCAUGGUUCAUGAGAGGGUAUGAAAAAGUUAUAGAAUAUUUCAGUCGGUCAGUGUGCUGUGUGAUAGUUGAAAGAAGAGACAUCCCUCUUCAAGUGAGGGAAUUCCACACUGCGCGUGCAAUCACGGUGAAAUCACGUUUCUGUUAUCUCAAAGAAACUUUUAGGUUUUUAUUUAAUAUUUAGGUAGGUUUAAUUAAAAUAUUAUUGUUUGGAUUAGGUUAGGAACAGUGGCACACCGAGGGGGGGUUUGGGGGUUAAAAUCCCACCCAGAGCAUAUAGAAAUAUAUAUAAAAGAAGGUAGGAAAAUGUAACUUGUCUUUCACAAAUAAUACAAAAUACUUUCGGUGCCCAAGCAAACCCCCCUCCCCCCAGAGGAAAAUUCUAGGUGCGCCACUGGUUAAGAACCCAUUUUUAAAUUUACCUAUUCUAAUUGGGAAAUAAGUCAAAAUUUAACUUAAAAAAUUAAUUUUAUGGACGUUUCGAAUUCCACCUCGGACGUCGUUAUCAAAAUACAAAAUAUUAAUAGUUAAUUACAUAAAUGCCACAAAGAAAUAGCUUCAGAACAGUUGUAAAUUUUAAUUUGUAUUUUUAGUAAAAUGAAUUCGCGUAAAGAACGUUAAUUUCUUCAGUGGCUUGCUGAAAUUGAAAAUUAAGAAAACUUGCUUUUGAUCUAUAUUAUUUUUACUUUUGUUUUGUUAAAUUAAUAAAAAAAUUGGUUUGCGAGUCUUUCUAUAAUAUGUGAGUACAACCCAUUAUAUAUUUAUACAUGUUGACAUUCAUUCUUUCUCGAAAUAAGUCGAAUUUAUGUAGGUGAGGGCGACGCUCAUACGCGUGCAACCACGUCACAAUAGAAGACGGCGGGUUAAGCAUAAAAUUGGUUGUGUCCUUAAGCACAUUGUACACUCGUUUGUCAUCAUUAUCAUCAUCAUUCGUCAACCUCUUGCAUCCACUGUUGGAUAUAGGUCUUUUCCAUAUUCUUCCAUUGUUCUCUCUCUUGUGCCUUCCGUAUCCAAUUUCGCACUGUUUUUCUCAAGUCUACCUCGGUGCCUCAAGUCUACCAAACUCUUUGGUGGUCUACCUCGGUGUCUUUUAUCUUCUCUAGGUCUCCACUCUAUGAGUCUUCUGGUCCACCUAUUAUUAUUUAAACGUGCCACAUGUCCAGCCCAUCUCCAUUUGGCUUGUGCAAUUUUUUCUAUGACAUCUGUCACUUUGGUCCUCUCUCUCACUAUCCUAUUUGGUACCAUAUCUCUUCUUGUUAUUUCUAAAAUUGGUCUUUCCAUUUUUUUAGGUUAUUCUCAAUUUAUUUGCAGAAUGUUUAGUCAAAGUUAUGAAACCAUAUGUUAUUACCGGCAGCAUGCACACAACACCCGUUUAUAUCCUGUACAUUACAUUUUGUUCUAAUUUCGUCACUUCUUAUUCGGUCUCUCAGAGUUUUUUUUGUAAUUCUUCUCAGUAUUCUUGUUUCUGCUGUUUCCAGCCUUCUCUCUAUUUUAGCUGUAUCGGGUCUUGUUUCUGAUGCAUACCUCAUUAUUGGUCUUAUAUUCAUAAGAUUCUUCAUUUCAUCUCACAGUUAAGAUGUCGGUUACGCCAUAUAGUGUCAAUUCUGCUAAUCUAUUUGCUCUUUGUACUUGGACAUAUCUUGACCAUCAUAUAUAGACAAAUACCAUUCUUGACGAAAAUUGUACAUUAUAUACCCCUUUUUCGGUUAUCUAAUUUAUCUAAGAGAUUUACCCUUAAACUUGUAACAUAACACCUUGAGACGUGAAUCUACGAUCAUAUCACACACAUCUGAAAUUGUCUUGAUUUUUCAAUUUUAUUUGACUAAUUUAAAAAAAGAACCGUUUUUUUGUAAUAAAAAACGCAAAUAUUUUGUUAGCGUGUUGACUGUACUUAUGCAUCACCUUAAGCUAAUUCAGGUAAUAUUUAUUUAUAAAUGAAAUAAUUAAAUGGUUUUAAAUGUUUAUAUUUUUUGUUGCGGUUUUUUUAUAUUUGUAUGUUUAUUUUUAUUAUAAUGACCAGUAAUAACAUUCCCAGUAAUUUUAUUGUGUGCUAUUUUGUUAUGUUUAUAUUGUAUAUUAUUUAUUUCAAGAUGUGUAAAUGUUAAUAAACGAAGUAAUUGUUAAA
Messenger RNA from Diabrotica virgifera virgifera (western corn rootworm), 5877 nucleotides. RefSeq names its product 2-oxoglutarate and iron-dependent oxygenase domain-containing protein 3. Gene Ontology annotation, cellular component: membrane. Gene Ontology annotation, molecular function: oxidoreductase activity, acting on paired donors, with incorporation or reduction of molecular oxygen; L-ascorbic acid binding; iron ion binding. The record is from RefSeq and is a predicted model, not a curated record. The transcript has 4 exons. NCBI's taxonomy places the organism in Eukaryota, Metazoa, Arthropoda, Insecta, Coleoptera, Chrysomelidae. Bases 429 to 1424 code for a protein of 331 amino acids.